Messenger RNA from Peromyscus californicus insignis, 8029 nucleotides. It is a transcript of the gene Tmem170b, whose product is annotated as transmembrane protein 170B. Gene Ontology annotation, biological process: negative regulation of canonical Wnt signaling pathway. The record is from RefSeq and is a predicted model, not a curated record. Bases 317 to 715 code for a protein of 132 amino acids. The transcript has 3 exons. NCBI's taxonomy places the organism in Eukaryota, Metazoa, Chordata, Mammalia, Rodentia, Cricetidae. Gene Ontology annotation, cellular component: plasma membrane.
CGAGCGAGCGGCAGGCGGGCGGCAGGUGCCGCGGCCCGGCGCCGCAGCCUCGUCGCGCGUCCCCGCGAUGAGCCUCGUCCCGCGGCCUGUCCCUGCCGGCUGCCGGUCGGCGCGGGCCUCACGGCGUGACCCGAGCCUCGUGGUGUGGCGGGCCCCCGCGGCGCGACGCGGGCCCUGAGCGGGAGCGGCGGUGCCUCCCGCGGCCCAGGCCUCGCCCUCCCGCGCUCCUCGAUGUCUCCCCGGCGGGGAGGACGCUGCCUGCGACACCCGCCGAGCGGCGCCCCCCGGAGCGCCCCGCUGUCGCCCCGCGGCGACGAUGAGGGCGGAGGGCGCCGACCACUCGAUGAUCAACCUGUCGGUGCAGCAGGUCCUGAGCCUCUGGGCCCAUGGCACGGUGCUGAGGAACCUCACGGAGAUGUGGUACUGGAUCUUCCUCUGGGCUCUCUUCUCCUCUCUGUUUGUCCACGGUGCUGCAGGCGUGCUGAUGUUUGUGAUGCUGCAGAGGCACAGGCAGGGCAGAGUGAUCUCUGUCAUUGCUGUCAGCGUCGGCUUUCUGGCCUCUGUGACUGGAGCUAUGAUUACUAGUGCAGCAGUGGCAGGCAUCUACAGAGUGGCUGGGAAGAACAUGGCUCCCCUGGAAGCCCUGGUGUGGGGCGUGGGGCAGACUGUACUGACCCUUAUCAUCUCCUUUUCAAGGAUCCUCGCGACACUUUGAGGUUCUGAGGGAAUGUCUUCUUAACUAAGGAAAUAGAUGUACAGCUUCCCCGGAAAUGGCGUUGUUAACCAGCUGAAAUGAAAUUGUACAAGCAGGGACCCGUCAAGUCAAACCUAGGGAAGACUUGAGCUGUGUGGAAAGCCUGCCCUCUGGCGUUCAAGUGAUUGCACUACCGCACUGCACCUUACGUGCCUCCAUCCCAGGCAAGGUGCACAGGACACUCUGUGAAGCUGCAAGAAAAAGCACCUUGUUUAGCUGCCAAUCAGGUUAACAUUGGUGUGAGGUCAUCCUUCUCAACAGUGUUGUGUUAAGUUACAGGGACGUUUUGAGAAACUGAUCUAUGUGCCAAACUUUUCUUUCUGUUAACAUCGAUCAUGUGACAGUUUGCAAGUGUAGAUGUAGGUGAGUGCUGUGAAUGUACUUGACAUGGGUUCAGGUAACAUAGUCAGACUUUGUUUUGUCAUGUUCACUCCUGUAUGAAUGCCGAACACCAGGCUUUCAGUACUAAGGAAGGCAUUUGGUUGUUAAAGCUGAGUGUUUCUGGGACUUGGGGCUUUAAUAUGUCUAUGUGUUGUUAUUUAAUUUAAGUGAAAAACAGUAGUCUUCUUAAUGGAAGACUAGCUGAGCUGUUCUAAGAACUCAAAUAGACUUGAAGGGUGCAUACUUUGCAGUGACUUUCACCCUUUUAAUGGUUUCCCUGUACAUCAUACUCUAUUUAUAUGGAUUCAAACACAUUGUCACUUGUGUGUCAUAAAACAUCAUUUGAAAUUUUUCUUAUAAAUUUUGUAAGAAGUCUGAAAUGCAUGUUGCAUUCUUCAACCCUUCUAAGAAAGUUCUUGCCUCAUAAGUCACAGAACACGACCUUCUAACUCAUGUUGUGGUAGGAUUGUGUUGUACGUGUACACGUUUCGGCAGUCUUUGAUUCCGGAGUACUAACUGCUUAGAGAGUGGCCUAAAUUAGGCUCUGGGAUUUAAAAUGCCUCAUUUAUAGAAGAGUAAUAAGUACCUUACAUAGGAAGAACAGGAACUCUCUUGCUCUGUGUGUGUGGUGGGGUUAGGAUUACACUAAAUAAAAACUGGGGGACGGACAUAGUGUAUCACUUACAAGUUGGCAGUUCGUCAGAGUGUAUCAAGACAGCACAGAGCCUUUGUCUGAGGGCUCAUUUCAGGGGUGUCAUUUGAGUUCGUGUUUCUAAGUUAUUACCUGAGUCAAAUAGUGUCUUGGAUCACACUCAUUAAAAUUCUAAAAUAUAGAAUUUGUCUGUAAAACCUUUUAGGAGGUUUAUAAAAAUACACAGUUGUUGGUUAUGAAUACAAGAAGUCGGGAAAGUACAGACCCUGGUUGAACUGAGUAUUGUGGGGGGCGGGGAAGAUGGUUAACUAGUUGUGAUUACAGUGUGCUAACUUAAGAGAAUAUCCAUUGUAGAGAUUAUGAAUUUGUAAGUAAGCUAAAAAAUAAUGGAGCACCCUAAGCUCUUUAACUUAAUUUAGUUUUAAGACUUUUAUUAUCCAUACCCCUUUUCUCUAGCAAAAGAAUAUAUUGACAGUUUUUGGAGGGGCUGCUUUUGCCAGUACAUAAACCAGUUUAUAAUGUGACUUGGAAAUUCAACAACCCCCCAAAUCAACCAAUCAGCAAGUCUUCACCCUGAGAAAUGUGGGAAAACAAGUCUAGAGAUGGAUUCUGUGUACAAGCCUGCUGUUUCUCCCAUGUGUUCUUUAUAUUCUUCAUGCUUUCUGAAGUGAAACCUAGGCAUCUUUUCCAGAUAGACCUGGUUCUCCUUUCGUGUUGGCUGAUUUCUGCUCUUCCCUCAAGCAGCUUGUCCAGAAUUCAGAGCUUCGUGUACCAGCAGGAAAAUUGCUAACAUGGACAGUGCUUCCUCAUGUACAGAACAAAUAAUUAUUUUAACAUGGUUAUUUUAUGAUCUAAGAAAGUUAUCAUAGGAGGUAAUAUGGAGCCCAGUGUUUAUAACCUAAAAUUAACUAGAAAUUAGCUUGACACAUUGAAUAUGUGAAUGAAUGGACCAAAAAGGUUUGAGCUCCUGUUUCUGCUCUAGGAUGAAAGUCUGAGAGGGUUAUCAUUUUAUAGACUGUCCUGAAGUCAUCUCAUUGUCAAGCUGAUUUGCAUUAAGAAUUGUGUUUGUGUGUGUAUGUGUGUGUACUUUUAUUUUGAGGGGCAUUUUUAAUUUCUUCAGUUAUUUCCAUUGGGAUUUUGUGUAACUGUCACUCUUGGUAGUUUGAAAUGCAGUUGAAUAGUAUGGAUUUAUGAAACUGUCUAAAUAGCUGUUUAUAUGGUGAAGUUUUCAAGAAGAUAGCCAUUUCUUAUAGAGACAAAUGUUUAAUGAUAUACACACACACACACACACACACACACACACACACACAAGUAUAUCAUUAUAUACAUAUAUAGAUAUCUAUAUAUGAAUACGGUCCAAUUGGAAAGCUUUGUUUAAUGAACAUUUUCCUAUUGGAGAAGUUGAUAUAUUUGUUCAGUUAAAGGAUCUUUUAAAUAGACUGGAGGGUGUUUAGGAUUUUUGCUGGAGACCCUUGUUUGGGACAUGACAAAAGCUUCCACCAACAUAGUCAGGUUCCAUGUUCUGAAAACUCGGCCAUGGUCUAGCAGUAAAUUUCGUUCAUGACAAAGGAAAACUCUUUAGCACCAGGGCCUCAUGUAAGUUACAAGUGAAGCCUGUUAACUUCUCAAGAAAGAGGUGCAGGUCAUGGGCCCUGGCACAGUUCCAUUGGCUUCUCAGGGGACCUGAUGCCUGCAUUCAUUUCCAUUUAAAGUGUCAUUGUUAAUUUGAAUUCUCAUAUGUAUAAUCCAGUGUUAAAGUCUUAUCCAGGAUACUUUCUUAGUAUUUGCAAUGCAGAAUUCCACGGCUUCUUUUCCAAGCCCUUGGGAGGUUUUAUUUAUGAAAGGAAAGAAGGUUCACUGGAUGAUUUAAGAUUUAAAAAAAAUGCUAUAGGAAACAGUGCUUCCAGGACCUUUCAUUUGCAGUGGAAGGUAGGGUGGCCUCUUUAAGGUACCCAGACUGGCACUCACUACCUAGCUCAGUUUGGUGUGUUCCCAUCUCCUAUGUACAAAGACGGCUGAAAUAGGAUUCCCUCACUCGAGUCCACCAGGAACUGGCUAAACAAUUUCAAGCCCUAAAUAGCUUGGGCUAGUACCUUGUUGCUUCCUGAGACUCAUCCUUCUCUUCCUCUUGUGAACUAGUUGUUGUUUUCCCAUCUCAUCCUCUGAAUUGGGCAUUGCAGUGUCUUAGAUGUUGCUCUAAGGGGAGCUAGGGGAGAAAGGACUAGAUUCUCAGCCAGUGCUGCAGUCUUGAGUCUAGGCUCUGUCGCCUUGUUCCCUCUGAUCUGAGCAUCAUUUAACCACUCUUAGUUUCAGGUUUCACUCUGGACUUUGAUGAAUUUCUCCUGGGUAAAAGAAUGCAUAUCUGACAGUAAGUGCUCAGAAGACAGUCAAUAGAAUUUACAGUUCAUUUUUGUGAUACCCAUUAGAGAUGAUGUUUUGUAAAAUUUACCUCUCUUCAUCCAUUUCAUGUCUUUCUGUAUAUUUUAAGAAAGGAAACAAACCUUUCCUGUAGCCUUGCUUUUGGCACCUCCUCUUCUUAAAGUCAGCAGGUAACUCUUCUAAGGGUACUUCGGGGAGUUGGUGGUGCAGGGCAGACAGGAGGAAACUAUGAGGUUGUCACCGCUGCUUACUACAGGAAGAGUAGAGGUGGCCAGCAUUUCCUCCGCUGCCGUCUCCUACUUCUUUGGAUUGACUCCAAACCUUCAUUGACUCUUUCCGUUAUCCAAAGGUUUGCCCUUGUUGUAGCUCCUCACCUCUCCUGGUCACCUGUCACCUGUCAUCCUGAGCAUUUGGCACUUCUGUAUCCUGUCACUGUUGGUUUGUUUAUUACCUAUUUUCUAUUUAACCUAAAAAAAAAAACCAUUAUCUUAAACUUAUGACCAUUUUAUAAUGGAGGGAGUGACAAGAUGCUGAGAACACUUUCUGAACUGUUUGCAGACAGUGCUAUUGCCAUUUGAAAACCUUUUUGAAGAAUGUCUCAAACAAUAUUUGGAAGCACUCCUAUUUAUUUUGUUUGUAAGACAUGAGGAAUACAGGGAAAUUACUGGGGAAUUUCUCAUGGGUUUAGAUUGCAGAGAAGUAUGGUAACACAAGUUAAGUGUAACUGAGUAAAGUGCUGUUACUUUUUAAAAUCAAGGGUUUUGGUUACAUUCUCAGUGGUGAGACGUGACAUCAUCUAGUAGUCUCCUGGUUGUCCAGAAUUUCUCAUCCUUUUGAAACUGUUCAGAAUAUAAAGGACAUUAUUUGAUUUUAAAAUAUAAUGUUUUUUAAAUGUGUGUGAAUAAUACCAUUUGCAACAGAGGGAAGUUGAAAGAGGAGGAAUUGUUAAGAGGUCAGUGCACAAAAGCAUGUGUGAUGAGGUUCCCUGCGUUCCGCAAGCAUAGUUCCUCCAUCCUGUUAAGAAUUUAAACUCCAGUGAGAUACAAGUUUGCUAAUAUUUCACUCUAGGGAGUGUGGGCUCUACCAAACACAUGCACUUAAAAUCAUGGUGCAUUUUGUGUGUGGUGGAUUUGCCCUCCUCCCUUGGAGAUCCUUGUUCCCCCUAGGUAAUCCAGUGUGGUGUCUUGGUUUCUGAAUUUGCCUAUGACAGAACAUAGCUAGAAUUUGUUUGGGAGGAAUUAAUGCUUAAUAUUUGAAAUGUUUUCAGUAAACAGGAAGUGCUACCUCUUUGUGGGGGUAGGGCAGCAUUCACCUUUCUGAACAAGCUGAGCUGUGAUCCAGAAUAAUUUCUUAAUUUAGGAGAUUGGCUCUCACAUUCUUUACCUGUGUGUGUGGUACAUGUGUUGAACUUAUCUAGUGGUUUUCUGAACUGAUUUAUUUAGCAGUUUCUGUAACAGUCUCUCUCAUUAUUAUUUCAAUGUCACAGUUCCUUGACAGAAGCUGGAGUGCUGGUCUAGAGUGAGCAUUCUGUGCCUGUAUUAUGCCAUGGUUAGCUCAUGGAAAAGGAAGUAGCUGAAGGCGUCAGGUGGGGUGGGGUGGGGGUGGGGUGACGGAGGGAAGGACAGUGUGAUGCUCCUGUUUUCCUUUAGAUGCUGUCCUGUACCCACAGCUAGUGUAUGUAGUCUCACUCUCCCCUUUUGGGGAGUUCCCAGGUCUCUGAUGUCAACUAGGAAACAGUACGGCAUAAAUACCUAGAAAGAGGAGUUCUGAUGUGUGAUCAUCUAAACCCAGAACCAGAGUCCUUUCCCUCCUAAUGUCAGCUGGGAAACAGUACGGCAUAAAUACCAGAAAGAGGAGUUCUGAUGUGUGAUCAUCUAACCCAGAACCAGAGUCCUUUCAUCUUAGAUGUGUAUUGGUAAUUACUGUUUAAAAAUUAACUUUUUUAGAGCCCUGUCUAAAUGAGCAGUAGCUUGGGACUACUACUGAUAUUAAAACAUUUUGUUUUGCUUUUAUUUUAAGUUUUAUGUAUUUGAGGUAGGGGCUCACUCACUGUAUAGCCCAGGCUAGUUUUGAACUUGUGAUCCUCCUGUCUCAGCCUCUCAGGUACUGGGAUUAGGGGUGUGUGCCACUGUGCUUGGCUCCUUCAUUUUAAAUCAAAAUGUUUACGUUCCAUCACUCAAUAUGGUUGGGAUGGAACAGUUUUAAAGCUUUCUUCCUGGAAAGACAACUGGAGGCUUUUGUUUGCAUAGCUUUUUUUCAGUGUUUAUGAUAGUGGAUGCGAUUUCAGGGAGAAAUAGAGAAACAGUCUGACUCUCUCCCCAGUACGCACCUUUGGUCUUGAGGUCCACCUGUUUAGAUGGAUAAAUAGGAAGUUCCCCUGUUGCUCAUUUUAGCCAUAUAAUCUGACAGAACAUUCACCUGUGCUUCUACCCUCGUAUUAACCUCAGCCUUCAGAUGUCCCAGGAUGAGGGAGCAGCUUUGAAGUUAUGUGGCUUUGUUUAAGUAGCAAGUAUAAUUGAUCCGGCAGAUAAUACUAAGAAACUCACUUUAAAAUUGUAGUAGCUCUCAGCCCACUGAUGAAUCAUUUAGCUGAACCACAGUACAAUUUUUAAAAGCUAAAUGAUGUCUCAGUGUCUUGAAAGUUAAGAACCUUUUGCAGAGUGUACGUAGGGGGCUGGGGUUGGCACCAGUGAGCUGGCUUUGUUUGUGCACUCCACCUACAGUGAGACUCCAGGCUUAGGAAGGGCCACUGAGACAGUCCAACUGCUACCUUCUUAGGGUUCCCUAGGAACUAGUCAGCCACCAACUACGACAGGAGACAACUGCUUUCACUGUCCUUCAUCACGCAGCAUUUCCCUUUCCUGUUGGCUCGCUCUUCAUUUUCCAAGCAAGUAUGAAACGGGGAAAUAUGUAGUCAAGCAAAUUAAAUGUGGGAUUUUAAAGCUGAGUUUUAUGGUAAACUAGAGAUUCCUGUGUGAACAGUGUUAGUUUAAUAUUGUAGUACAAGGACAGACUUUAUGUAACCUUUAGAAAUACGUUUGCCAUCAGGGAUUUAUUUUUACAAUAAAAAUACUAAAUGUACUGUGAAGCUUAAAGACAGGAAGAAUAGACAUUGGAGGGUGAUACUCAAGCAAGAGUGUUUGAUGAAGUACCUGCAUUAUGUGAACACAACUUCCCCUUCUGUUAAGACUAUAAACUACACUGUAUGAAGAUGUGUACUGCAUGUUUACAUAAAACAGUUUCAUUUUGAAGGAUUAUUUAAAAUAUGUUUAUAUGUAAUACCUAACCGGCUGUAAAUAUUGUAUACUAUUGAUUUUUAAUUUUAUAUGAGCAAUUUUUUUAUUUCCCAAGUCAUGUACAAAUUUCAUUGUAUAUAUAGCAUAACUCCCUGGAGAACACAAAUUUUGCAGUGAAUUUUAAGUAUUUUAAUUGCAGUAAGCAUCGGGUUAGCCUCAGAGAUGCUGGUCCUUAUUUUAAAUUAUUUUUCACCACACAUUUUCUUCAAAGGGCAGCAAUAAACAUAUGCAAGUUAUCUUGAUCCUUGAAAGUUGGCCUGCGAAGAUGAGACUGCAGUCAAUCCACUGCUGUAAAGAUGCACAACUCACACCAUCCCGCGUCUGGUCCCAGGACAACUUCGGAGAGCCGCACAUGGCUCUUCUCUUUGUAGUAUACAGGGUGAACUGAGGACAACACACAGAACAUCUGUUAAACUGAACCCAGCACUUCAAUGUCGUACACAGAAUUUAUUGUGUCAUUACACAGAAUUUAUUGGAUUAAAAUUUGUAAUAUACAGUAUUUUAAUAAAGUUUCUGUAUUCAAUUUCAUGCACUUAUAUAUAAAUAAACCUGUCUUCAAAAGCUUUA